AUGGCGGCGGAGAGGCCCACGCGUCCUCCUCCCGUGCUGGUACCGGUUGUGGUGAGCGCCGGCGCCGUUCUCGUCUCCCAUUACGUCUUCAACGUCGCCGCCCAGGUCCCGGAUCCAGCGCUGCUCCCCACCGAUCCUCCCCCGAAGCCCGACCCCAUCACCUCCGAGACCGUGGUGUUUUGGGGGCUCCGCCUCUGGCAGGUUGUGGGAAUUUUCUCCAUGUUCAUCCUCGCCAUCAUCAUCACGCUGUGCUGUAUUUUUAAAUGUCGAGUCCCUCGGACGAAGAAGGAGAUCGAGGCGCGGCACGCUCAGAGACAGGCGGCUAAGAGCUACGCUAACACGCUGGAGACGGUUCCUCCGCUCAACGAGCUCACCGAGAUCCCCGGGGCAGCGAAAGUGGAUCAGAAGAAGGAGGAGGUGAACACGGUGUCGGCUAAAGUGGACGGAGACAAAAAGAAAGAGAAAGAAGGAAAGAAAGAAGCGAAAGGAGUGAAGGAGGGAAAAUCAGACGAGAACAAACCCGAAAAAAAUCAUACAGACGAAACGAAGAGCAAAAAACCCUCCGAGACCCCCGACGAUAAACCAGCCAAAAAAUCCACCAAGAAGUGACGCUGCUAAAACUCACAUUUAUUUUAGUUUAAAUAGUGAAUUUAAUGAUGAUUUUAUAAGAAAGGUUUUUUUUUUUUAUUGUAAAUAAAAAUUUCUGAUCAUUAAACGGAUUUUAAUAUCAAAAUAAACACA
Molecule: messenger RNA, 741 nt
Organism: Trichomycterus rosablanca
Lineage: Eukaryota; Metazoa; Chordata; Actinopteri; Siluriformes; Trichomycteridae
Gene: tmie
Product: transmembrane inner ear
Exons: 4
Coding region: 1-609 (202 amino acids)
Biological process (GO): sensory perception of sound; inner ear morphogenesis
Source: RefSeq, a predicted model, not a curated record